This is a messenger RNA of Mesorhabditis belari, 1470 nucleotides long. Lineage: Eukaryota; Metazoa; Nematoda; Chromadorea; Rhabditida; Rhabditidae. The record is from the annotation of a GenBank genome assembly.
AUGGGUGAAGCGCAGGGAGACAUCGCUGUGGUGGGAUUAGCCGUGAUGGGGCAAAAUAUCAUCCUCAACAUCAACGAUCACGGGUUCACGGUAGUUGCUGCUAAUCGAACCGUCUCGGCUGUGGAUGCGUUUCUUGAAAAUGAGGCCAAGGGAACAAAGAUUAUCGGUGCCAAAUCCUGGGAAGAUAUGAUCAGAAAACUGAAGAAGCCUCGCCGAAUUAUGCUUCUCGUAAAAGCGGGCUCUCCUGUCGAUCAAACGAUGGAUAUCUUGAUGCCUAUGUUAGAAGAAGGCGACAUCUUGAUCGACGGUGGAAACAGUUUAUAUGCGGACACCAAUCGCCGUGCUGCCAAGUGCAAAGAAAAGGGAAUUCACUAUGUGGGUUGUGGUGUUUCGGGUGGUGAGGAAGGCGCAAGAUACGGUCCAUCGUUGAUGCCUGGUGGAGACCCAGCUGCUUGGGAACACCUCAAACCAAUCUUUCAAUCAAUCGCUGCAAAGAGUGACGGAGAACCAUGCUGUGAUUGGGUUGGAGAAGGAGGCUCUGGACACUUUGUGAAGAUGGUGCACAACGGAAUCGAAUAUGGAGAUAUGCAACUGAUUGCUGAAGCCUAUGAUCUUAUGCACAAAGGGCUUGAACUCAAGCAUGAUGAUAUUGCAGAGGUGUUUGCCAAUUGGAACAAAGGCGAACUUGACUCAUUUCUCAUCGAGAUCACAGCCAAUAUUUUGAAGUUCAAGGACGAAAGCGGAAAAACUCUCUUGCCAAGAAUACGAGAUGCCGCUGGACAGGUAAAAUCAUUUACUCGUACUGGAAAAUGGACUUGCAUAGCGGCACUCGAUUAUGGACAACCUGUGACCCUAAUUUCUGAAGCGGUAUUUGCUCGUUGUUUAUCGGCGCUGAAGGAAGAACGCGUGAAAGCUGCCGCUAAACUCAAGAAGAAGACUUUCAACGUGGCUGAAUUGAUUCCUGACAAACGAGGUUUUAUCAAACACAUUGGCAAGGCUCUGUAUGCGUCAAAGGUGGUCUCGUAUGCUCAAGGGUUCAUGCUUUUACGUGAGGCUUCUAAAGAAAUGAAAUGGAAUCUCAACUUUGGAGCGAUCGCUUUGAUGUGGAGAGGAGGAUGCAUUAUUCGAAGUCGUUUCCUUGGGGAUAUCAAAAAGGCCUUUGACACCAAUCCUGAACUGACGAAUCUACUUCUCGAUGAUUUCUUUGUGAAAGCACUUGAGGAGGCUGAGCAUUCUUGGCGAGUUGUGGUGUCGGACGGUGUCAAAUUGGGAAUUCCACUCCCCACAAUGUCUGCCGCUUUAGCUUUCUACGAUGGUUACACUAGUGAAACUCUCCCCGCAAAUCUUUUGCAAGCCCAACGCGAUUACUUUGGAGCCCACACUUACGAACUUGUGGAUGAACCGGGAAAAUGGGUGCACACCAAUUGGACAGGACAUGGUGGCCGUGUGACAAGCAAUGCAUACUCUGCU